Labeo rohita (rohu) is the source of this 2313-nucleotide messenger RNA. RefSeq names its product synaptotagmin XV (gene syt15). The transcript is spliced from 8 exons. Gene Ontology annotation, molecular function: phosphatidylserine binding; syntaxin binding; calcium-dependent phospholipid binding. Lineage: Eukaryota; Metazoa; Chordata; Actinopteri; Cypriniformes; Cyprinidae. Gene Ontology annotation, biological process: regulation of dopamine secretion; cellular response to calcium ion; regulation of calcium ion-dependent exocytosis. The record is from RefSeq and is a predicted model, not a curated record. Bases 431 to 1678 code for a protein of 415 amino acids.
UGUAGCUGAUUUGCUGAGAUCAAAUCAUAUUACAGAAUUAACAUCCAUUGUUAAAUUAAGAAUAGCUUUCAGCUUUUUGGAAGUCCUUCUAGCUUGCUAAUUGCCUGUAAAUAGUCACAGAUUGUAUGCUCACUGGACUGCAUCAAGGUUUUGUGUUUGUUUGGAAAUAAAUACUGCGACUGGCAGAGCUCAUAUCGCUCACCUGCUUGAGCCAGUGCACGGUGUUGAUUAACUAACCUGGGAAGCCUCAGGGGGACUGUAGUACCCCGCUGAAGGGUGACCAGGCUGUUAGAAGCCACAGCUUACUCUCAAUGGGACAUCAGGAGGAGCGCCCAUGAGACAGCCUCUGGGCAAAAUGAGAAACCGGUGAUUGACUGACUCUAGCGGAGAGACUUUAUUCAGUUAGGAGUUAGACAGACUGUGGCCUUCCAUGGCUGAUCCACUUGUAGCACUGGCUUGUGGACUGUCUGCAGCAUUUCUGCUCCUGUUGCUGUUUGGCCUAUCAGUGUAUCUGCUGUGGAGGAAGAGACGGACUCAAACGCUCUACAGGGGACUGAUACCUACCACCCCCACAAUCCCACGAUGCACCGCUCUUGUGCUUCAGACAUCACAGAGCAGCAGCUAUGGCUCAGGCGGUGUUCCUUUCUUUGUGCCUCCUCGAUUCAAGACAACACCCCAACUAAACAAGGAGAAAGAGGAAAGAGAGUCUGCUGAGGAAUGGGAACUCCAUCCAGAUCUGCACACCCAGCGAGGCUCUCUAACAGUAGGGAGUUGGUUCCCUCUGGGCAGCAUAAGACCAGACCUGUACCAGCUCCCAGAGGAGCCCAGUGAAUGGGCCCUUCCCAAUGGCUCAGCUGUUCGUCUGUGGUUCGCUCUGCGUUACCAGCAGGAGAGAGAGCAGCUGGUGGUGUCUCUGCUCAGAGCUGCUAACCUGCCCGUUCAGUGCCAGGGUAAUGUCACACUGGUAAAACUGCAGCUGUUGCCGUCUGAUGAUCGACGUCACCGUCAAGCAAAAGCACGGCGGAAAGGUCGUCAUCCACAGUUCAACGACACCUUUGUGUUUCAGGUAUCUAAUAGCUGUGUCGACCAGUGCUCUUUGAACAUGAGCAUGUACACUGUGGACCAUCAGAAGAAGCACCGUCUUGUAGGUCAAGUCCUGAUCCCCCUCAGACAUUCUGAACUGAAGGAGACGGCAGGAAAAGUGCAGUGGAGGGAUCUGGACAAUGAAAGUGAUCAACCCCUUUCAAAAAAUGGUGACAUCCAGGUGUCUUUAAACUACAAUCAGUCCCUACACCGCCUCACUGUGGUUGUUUUAAGAGCACGAGGGUUGCAGUGUUGCAGUGAUGCAGGUGUUUGCGCCCAGGUCUCUCUGAAGAUACACACUCAGGUGGUGAGGAACAAGUGGACCACUGUAGCGAAAGGAAAUAAUCCAUCUUUUAAUGAGAGGCUUACCUUCAGACUCCUCCCAAUGCAGCUGGACACAGCCUGUCUGACCCUACAGCUCCAGCAGCCCAGCACAGAGGAACCCGUGUUGUUGGGCAUUGUGGUCAUUGGGCCGUUCAUGUAUGCGAGGGGCAGAGAACUGGAACACUGGAACGACAUGGUCAGCAAACCACAGGAGCUAGUUAGGCAAUGGCACCCGCUGGGAUCCGCUGACACAGUACAGGGACCUCAAUGAACAACAUGCAACAAACUCAAUGCCACCUCCCUCCUCUCUUUGAAAACAAUGAUAGCCUUUUUCUUAGCUUUAAGGGGGAAGUGUUCUUUUUUUCAGUACAAGAAUGAUGUCAGAAAAUCAAAUUGAAUUAAAGUUUAACGAAAUGUUUUAUUGAUAGCAUAAAUAACAUCAUUUUAAAUAAGUGUUUACUCCCAUCAGAACAAUUGUGUGACUUCAUGCAGAAGGUAAAAAUACAGUCCAGUUGUACAACAGGGUUCUCACACUUUUAAACUUUUUAAAUUUCCAUUCCAUUUGUUUGUGAUUAAUGGAUAAGGGUCAUUUGGAUUCAGAUUGAUUUGCAUCCAUCCAUCCAUUCUUUAAUCCUCUUUUCCUUUGUAGGGUCACAGUGAUUGUUACUGAAUCGUUAAGACCGAUUUGUGAACUGGUUUGAUUGAUUCAUUAAAAAUAAUGAUUCACUCACAAAUACUACCAUUCAAAAAUUUGGGAUCAGUAAUUUUUAAAUAUAUGAAGCAAGUGCUGUCGAACGAUUAAUUGCGAUUAAUCAGAUCCCAAAAAAAAGUUUUUGGUUACAUAUGUGUGUGUGCUAUGUAUAUUAUGUACUGUAUAUAUAAAUACACACACAUGCAUGUAUAUAU